Messenger RNA from Motacilla alba alba, 3054 nucleotides. Its product is annotated as bone morphogenetic protein 2-like. Bases 454 to 1581 code for a protein of 375 amino acids. The record is from RefSeq and is a predicted model, not a curated record. NCBI's taxonomy places the organism in Eukaryota, Metazoa, Chordata, Aves, Passeriformes, Motacillidae. Gene Ontology annotation, molecular function: cytokine activity; growth factor activity. Gene Ontology annotation, cellular component: extracellular region. The transcript has 8 exons. Gene Ontology annotation, biological process: SMAD protein signal transduction.
GACAGAGACAGAGUCUCUGGAGAGACUGCAGAGGUGGUGUGAUAUGGAAAACAGGAUGCUGAGAGUUCAAAAAUAAUUCCUAGAAUUGAGACACUGAAAUUGAGACAUGGCAACCAUUUUGUAUAAAGUUGAAGUUGUUAUGGACUUUUCUGUGUGCCCACAAAAUUCAGCACUGCUCUGGUCAAAAACCUACAUGGUGGGGAGGUGGUUCAGACACUGGAGAACUGCAAAAUGAAGGAAAAAUGCUAUUGUGUCUCCCAGGUGGAAUACUAUGAAAUUGUCCAGGGCUCUGCAGGACACAGGGAGGAACAGCUCAAGGAAAUCGAUGUGGGAAGGUGCUUGGGCAGCUGCUCCUCGGGGGAUCCGUGCUUGCUUAGUCCAGCUUUCCAGUGAGUUAUAAAUGCAGCACCAGGGAGGCCGGGGGAGCUGGGCAGGGACAGCGAGCACAGAGCCAUGCUGCGGGCUGUCCUGCUGCUGCUGGCCCUGGCCAAGACGGCAUGCCCGAGCCCAGCCAGCGUGGCGAGUCGGAGGGCUGAGGCGCUGAAAAAACUCCUGGAAGUCUUUGGCAUGGAAGACCCGCCAGCCCCUCCAACUCACUUCAAGCAGCCGCCCCAGUACAUGGUGGACCUAUUCAACACUGUCGCCAAUGCGGAUGGUGUCACCAAGAACCCUGACAUCCUGGAGGGCAACACCGUCCGCAGCUUCCUGGAAAAAACUCACAGCGAGGAGAUGCGGUUCCUGUUCGUCCUCUCCAGCGUGGCCAAGAACGAGAAGAUCCUGACGGCAGAGCUGCACCUCUUCCGCCUCUGGCCGAGGGUCACAGAUGGGCCCAAAAGGCACCACUUCUGCCAGGUCAGUGUGUACCAGGUGCUGGAGAAGGACAAGCCAGACACCCCUGGAGGGAAGAAGCUGCUGGCAGCACGGCUUGUCUCACUGCAAACCUCGGGCUGGGAGGUCUUUGCCAUCACGCCAGCUGUUCGCGACUGGACUGAAGAUGAAAGCAGUAACCAGGGUUUGCUGGUGACAGUCCAGGGCCUGAGGGGGAGCCCACUCGACCCCCCACCACUGCAGUUUGCAUCUGGCCGGGGCCACCAUGAGAGCAAGAAGCCCAUGUUGGUCCUUUUCACGGACGAUGGGCGCCGCGGAGCAUCGCUGCCCACAGCUGGCUUCCCAGAUUUAAAGCCUCAGGCUCCCGAUCUCCCUGCCAAGAUGCUGGUGCCCAAGCUGGGCAGGCCACGCAGUACACGCUCGCUGGACCGGCUCCAGCCCUGCCGGAGGCAUCCCUUGUCCGUGGACUUCGAGGAGAUUGGCUGGUCUGGCUGGAUCAUCUCACCACGGGGGUACAACGCCUUCCACUGCAAAGGCUCCUGCCCCUUCCCUCUGGGCGAGAACAUGCGGCCAACGAACCACGCCACAGUGCAGUCCAUCAUCAACGCCCUGAAGCUGAGCGAGGGUGUCAGCAGCCCCUGCUGUGUGCCUGACAAGCUCUACUCCAUCAACCUCCUCUACUUUGAUGAUGACGAGAAUGUGGUCCUCAAGCAGUAUGAUGACAUGGUGGCUGGGAGCUGUGGCUGCCACUGAGGCAGGAGGAGCAGGGGCUGGAAGCACCUGCAGGGGCUGCAGUGGGGCUGCACCCGCUCCUUCUGGAGCACCAGUGGGGUCUCUGUCCCACAAACCCUCUAAAAGAGACUGGGAUGAGCAAAGCAAGGGCGUAAUGUGUCUGCCCAGGAUGGUGCCACUCCCUGACAGGACCAGGAAGGCUCAGGGCCAAGCGCUGAUUAAGCCUUUGGGUGAAGGAGCCCAUGUGAACCAGCAGCCCCCGGGCAGCAGCUCCAUUUUGGGGUGCCCUGUGCGUGGGCAUGGGUGUCUCUGCCCAUGCAGAGGCUCCUGCAGGCUGUACUAUAUGUAUAUAGCAAGAGCACUAAUAUAUGACAGAAACUGCCUGUACAAUGUCCUGUAAAUGUCUGUACAUUCCUGCAUUGCUGUGACUUGUAAAAUUAAUUCAGAGCAACUAUUUAAAAGUGCUGUUGUCCAAAGGCUGCCUGUGGACUCUGAACUGCUGCCAGGAACAGGGCAAGCAGACAUCUCACAGGCACAGGGAAGGUGGUGCACAUGAAGGGGUGAAGAUCCAGCUGCAGUGCAGUCUCCAGGGGCAAGGGGACAGGGUAGGUGUGCCCCAUUCCUUGAAAGCUGAACGAUCUCAGGACCCAUCACAACUGGGGGUGCAGGGAGAUGAGCGGGCGAUGGGGGUGCUGGGGGGAAUGUGGUGAUGGGGUCUGGAGUGGGGUAAGGGUAUCUAUAGAGGUGCCUGGAGAUGAUGCUGCUGGGGCGGGUGAGUGGUGGUUGUUGUGGUUUAACCCCAGAUGGCAACUAAGCACCAUGCAGCCACUGGCCUCCCCCUCCACCCUGGUGGGAUGGGGAGGAGAAUCAGAAGAAAAGGUAAAACGUGUGGGUUGAGAUACGGAAAGUUCAAUAAUGGAAAUAAAAUAAAAUACGGUAAUAUUUAAUAAUAUUUGUAAUGGAAAGGGAGACACCAAAAGGAGGGAGUCAUAAACCCCAAAACAGACAAAUGAUGCCCAAUACCCAGUUGCUCAGCAGCCAGUGAUCUGUGACCAGCCUGUCUCCUAGCAGCAAUUGGCUGCUGAGAGAUCAGUGUGUGAUCAAGAAUACUCUCACCCUGAGUUUAAAAUACAGCACUGUACCAGCCACUGGGAAGAAAAUGAACUCUACUGCAGCUGAAACCAGGACAGUGGGGCGGGAGAGCUCUGGGGGAAGAUGGUCAGAGGAAACUGCUGUGCCCAGAGAGAAUGUUUCUCAUGGAAGAGAAAUGAGGUGGAAAUCAGAGCUGCCCAAGGCUGUGGGGUCAGGUCAGUGCUGGGGAGGUGUACAGAGGGUGGGUGUCAAUGUGGGAUACCAGGGAGUGGGUAUAGGUGUUGGUGGUCAGAGCAGGGUGGCACAGCCCCCUUGUCCCCUGCAGUCCAGCUCUCAGUAGGAGUGUGGCUGUCUUGCCAGAGCAGUCAGCUCCUCCAAGUCUCUUUCCAGGUUUCCAACAUC